UGAGCUCCUUCCACCUUCUUCAGCAGCUCCACACGUGGAAUAGGUUCAUCUGAGUCCCACAGCGACACGUCACACCUGAGGCACAACAGACAACACCACUGUAUGACUACGCCCCUCUAAGCCCCACCUCCCAGAAGUCUGAAGCUGGAAGUGAUGCAGAAAAAAAUUAAAACUGUCUACAGAUGAAAAUUUACCAUGAAAAAAGAUCAACAAUGUCACUAAAACAGGAGUGUAAACACCUUCGUACGGGUCACGUCUCACCUGAGCGGCGUUUCAGUGAGCCGGGAGCUGGGAUGGCGUUACUGACCCUGCACAGACCACCGUCUGUCUCCACAGCGCCGGAUGAAACCGUUGCAAGAAGAGGGAGACUUCAGAAGAGGGAGAGUUUUGCUUUUGUCCGAGGUGCGGUGCUUUUACUUGAAGAAGGAGAGAGGGAGGGGCCACAUGAAGAAGCCACACCCUCUCUGUUUCCCAAUGCUCAGCUUGUGGGCGGAGCUUCUGAUACAAAGCGCAAGCAUUUACAUGCUAUGAUUUCGCUACUGAGACCUGAAGAUUCCGUCAAACUAGCUGUUCGUUUGGAGUCAGUGAGUCCCGUUAGAGUGAGAUAUUUACUCAUCGUUACAACCAACAGCCACAAACAGGAGAGUCUUCUGCUCGGCAUGGACUUCCCAAACGUGAACAGUGAUGACUGCACCAUUGGCCUUGUUUUGCCCAUAUGGAGCGACACGCAGGUGUAUCUGGACGGAGACGGUGGCUUCAGCGUGGUGUCUGCAGAAUACAUGAGGAUAUUCAAGCCUGUCUCUAUCCAGACAAUGUGGUCUGUGCUCCAGGCUCUACACGGCUGUUGCGAGCGGGCGGUGCAGGGAGCCGUGAUCCCAGGCUGCGGUCUGGACUGGGCUCAGCACUACAGACAGUACGUGGAGUCGGACCAGCAGUGUGUGAACGAGUGGAUGGCCAUGACGGGCCUCGAGUCAGUCCGCAAGAACAACAAAGGCCCCAGCACGGAGAGAGAGAGUGUGGAGAGGGAGAUUAAAGCCCAGCUCAGAGACAUCAUGAGGACCGUGGACUUGGAGAACGUCACCUCCAAACAGGUUCGAUCUGCUCUGGAAUCCAAGAUGGGUUUGGACAUGAAGAACUAUAAGGAGUACAUCGACAAUGAGAUGAUGGUCACCAUGGCUCAGAUGGACAAACCGUCCCGAAUCUUAGACUAUCUCUAUCUGGGCUCUGAGUGGAAUGCAGCCAACUUUGAAGAACUUCAGAAAAACAAUGUGGGUUACAUCCUAAAUGUCACCAUGGAGAUCGAUAACUUUUUCCCAGAAUCCUUCACCUACAUGAACGUCCGAGUGUAUGACGUGGACUCGACGGAUCUUCUCUCGCACUGGAAAAACACGUACACGUUCCUUAACGAAGCCAGGAAAAGUGGGCAGUCUGUAUUGGUGCACUGUAAGAUGGGCGUGUCUCGCUCCGCCUCCACGGUCAUCGCAUAUCUGAUGAAGCAGCAGGGCUGGACGUUAGAGGAAGGGCUUAACCACGUGAGAGAGCGCAGACCCAUCGUUCAGCCCAACGACGGCUUCCUCAGGCAGCUCCACACCUACAGCGGCAUCCUCCAUGCCAGUAAACAGCGGCACAGCGCCCUCUGGAAGCGGAAGUCCAGAUCGGAUAUGAUGAAUAAACCGGCUCCGAAACAGAAGGCAGAGAGGGAGGAGGGAGACCAUGAGCAUGAAGAGGAAGAGGAGGAGCAAGAGGAGGAGCAGAGUUCAGAUGAGGCAGAGAGCUCAGAGGAGGAUGAGGAGAGCGAUGUGUUUGUUGACCCAGUGUCUGAUAGCCUCCCUGAUUCAGCAGCAGCAGCAACAAAACCCCCUAUUAUUACUGUCCACGACAGUGACAAGGUGACCGUGAAUCCCAGCAGAAGUGGAAGAAUGGAUCUUUUUUCUCUCAUGCAGUCCAUCCAGCUGGACGAUGAGGAGCGACUGAGCGAUCUAGAAAACGCAGCGGCUCAGAGGAAAUCUCCGGCCCAGAGGAGACGCAGCAGUCACAAACGACGAGCUCUGACUCACCAGAAAGCUCACGUGGACGUUUCUCCCGACCCAAACCGCCAAUCGCCAAGCAGGAAACAGGAAAAUCCAGAACUCAGCACCAGCAAGUAACAAUGAGGAGAGGAGAAAAGACUAAAAUAGAGGAGAGGAAGAACACGCCUUGGCAGCACAUUGAUCCUGAUGGUGAUCAUUUUAAUGAAUCAUUUGAGUAAUAAUAAUGGUGAGAGUUUUUUUUUUUUUUUUUCCCCCCAGUUUGGGAGUUGGUUCAAAAGAACACACACACACACACACACACACACACACACACACACACACCAUGCUGACACUGCAAUACAUAACUAUUCUGGUGUUUCUUGUUUUAAACUGAUGCAGCGUGAACUUUCUUGCCGUCCCUCUGUGCCUUUCUUUCGUCCUUCACACGCUCAGCCUGAGCUGGAUGUUCACACACGCCUCACUGAUUUAAUGCAGUAUUAAAUAACUGGGGAAAGGCAUAAACAUAGGCAUUUCCCAGAGAUGAGAAACAUCCUUGUGGGUUUUUUUUUUUUUUUAAUCUGUUGCACCAGGUGAAAACAGCAGUAACUGCACAACACCGUGCAGCUGUUUGCACUACAAAAAAAUACAGUUAAAAGAUGAGUGCACUUUUAUUUAGCAACAUUAGCAAAGCUAGCCAGCUAUAACACAAAACUGUGCUAAUCUUGCCUCUCUAGCUAUGCAACUUUUUGCUAACAAGCUAGCUAAUGUUAGUCUUGGUAUUUUUUAUAUGAUUUUAAUUAAGUAAUUAGGACCAAGCUAUGUAACAUUAGGCAAGGUAUUACAGCGUAUAAAAAUAAAAGUAGCCAAGGCUGCUAGCAAGCCAGCUAACAUCAGCCUGAACUGCUUUGCAAAUAAAACAAUUAGCCAGACUUGCCUGUGAGUGAGCUAAUGUUGGGCUAAUGGUAAAUUAUACAGUAUGUUGUAAACCUGAGGCUAAUCUGGCUAACAUUUACCAGUCCAACAGUUGUUCGGCUAAACAUUGUGUACACCAGGAGCCAAGUUUGCGAGCAAGCUAGCUAACAUUAAGCUUGCACUUGUGUGUACCAAAUGCCAAGUUCUCUAGCAAGUUACCUCACUAAUAUUAAGCUAACUCCUAUUGUGUGAACCAAUAGCCUGAUGUUAGCUAGCUUGCUAGUGAAUUUUGCUUAUAAAUAAAUUUAGUUUAAUGCAUACAGGCUGCUAACAAGCCAGCUAGCAUCAAUAGUUAAAUUCAGGUUAGAUUAACAAGCUCGCUAAUCUUCAGCUGUGUGAAUAGCUAAGGUUGCUAGCAUGUGCUAUUGUGUGACAGAGAGAAAAUUAGCACUGAUUAAUCGGAGUGUAAAUACUAGUAAAUUUUUCUAUUUUCACCUGGAUGCAAAAGCUUUAAUAAUUAUUUAGUCAACUUUUUAAAUGACCAAGUUCCUUUAGAGAUGUUUUAUUCCCUCAAUUCUAUGCAAUACGUGUAAUUCAUGUUUACUUUUUUUUUUUUUCCCCCCCCCCCCUCUCUCUGUUAGCGUGAAGCUUGAAGCGGACACUUUUUUUGGGUUCUGUGAUCUCAGACUGCCAGUCAAAGGUUUUUCAGCGCCCCGUCUCAAUCUAUGAAACAUCCAGGCUCGUUAUAAACACUCUAAACUUAGGAAACUAUAAGACUUGGAUUCCCCCCACACACACUGGUUUGAGCAGCAGUCACAUCUGCAGGGUUUUGUGUGUUUGAACAGAACCCUGGUGUUCUCUGCCUCGGUGUCGGUGCGGUUCUUUAGUCAGGUCAGAACACAGCAGUCGCACUCGGGUCCGAGUGAGAAGGAUCUGCCAAGUACCAAGGCUCGACUUGCGUACAGGAAGUGUUGUGGUUUGUUUUAAUGCAGCAUUUUUUUUUUUUUUCUCAAUUUUUUUUUUUUUUUGCAAGCUGCUGAACUGAGCCAGUGCACAGAACUGUAGCGCUGCAAAAAUGCUGUGUGUUCUGGACAUUUUGACAAACAAAAGUAGAAAAUAAAACACUGGACGUGAUGCAUGAAGUGUUUUUUUUUUAAACUAGUUAUUUAUUUAAGAAUCAGAUCACGUCUUUGUUUUCUCUGUGGAUGUUUGUGAGUUCUCCACACACUAGGUCAAGGUUUGCUUAACUAUUUUCAUCGCUGUGUUUAUCACUGAAUAUAGUAGUAGUAGUUGUUGUUGUUGUACAGACGUAGGGACGUUUGCAGCCCUACGCACCCCUGAGAGCUGCCUUUUUUUUUUUUUUUUUAAUUAUAUACAGUUUGAAAGCAAACCAAAAAUUGAUUGGACAGUAGGAUCUGAAAAAUUCCUUUCGUCAACACUAGGUUAAUUUAUUUAUUUCCCCAUGACACUUUAUAGUAAUCAGAACCUCCAGGUGUUUAAAAACGUCUGACUGGCAGCAAAAUAUGUGUUGGAAAUUUAUCACUUUUUUUCACAACUUAAAUAUUCUCAGACAGUAUACAGAGAAAUUUAUCUGUAAAUUGUUCUUUUCACAAGAACUGUGGUGGGGUGUUCGGGGGGGGACCACCAUUGGUAUCCUAACGUGAACUUUGACGAAUCGGCUUCAAAUCUUUAAUUUUCACUGAGUUCCUUUGAUUGAUUUUAUAAAGGAAUUAAUGAUUCAAUUGAAUCAUUUAUUUCAGUUACACACCAUUUUACCAAACUCCUAUUUUCAUUUCAUUAUAAUGACUUGGGAGGGGGGGGAAACAAAUCCGCAAGUUGACAAAUAAGACUUGUUGAAUGAGGACAAAAGUAAUGGUACUCUGUAAAAGGAGGCGGAGUUGACACGCUGCAGUGGCUGAGCUGCAUUAUUGGCAGAAUUAGCAGUGUUAAGGAGGUGCUCUUUCACUGUUUGUGUGACUCUUUUUGCCAUAUUUAUGGAGUUCUGUGGGCGGGGCUAGAUGGAACAGUGCCAUGAAUGCAUUUGGUAAUUUUUAGCUGCUUGGAUUUUAUCAACAUGCGCAUGUGAGUAUGAAGAAAAUCAACUCAAUGUUUGUUUGUUAAUCUGGGUGUUAAUUUCUGGAAGACAUUUACACACAACUUUCACUGAAGAAAUAUUUUCAAUGAACUUUAAGUUAGAACCUCGUCCACCAGCGAGGCGUGGCUGUUUUCAUGCCCGUGUUUCACUACUGCUGCACAGAACUGGAGCAUCAAUGUUGCGGUUCUGGACCUGAAAUAAAACCUUCAGAAGUUUAUGUGAAGAGCUGUGAUGUCGGUUUGGGGGAUUGUUACCUGCAGAAUAAAUAAAUGCACAUGCCAUAAGUGAAAUGUGAAGUCUCUGCUGUCGCAGGAUUGCUCGCCUCUGUCUCCGUGCCUUCAGUUUGGACCAAAAUGUCAUGUUUCAGAAGCUUUCAGAUGUUUUUAUAUAAUGAGAUGUGUGUAUGAUUGACCUGUUCAGUUGUGUUCCAGCUGUUGUAUACAGCAUGCUUUACAAUAUAUGAUGCUUUAUGAUGAAUUACAUUACCUGGGUAUUUAUUAUGCGCGAGUCUGUCACUGUAUUUUAUUUCCAUGCAGUAUUUUGUACUGUGCUGUGUUAAACAUGCAGAUGGUUGCCAGAUUGGAGCCAAAGUCACCACACUGAGAACAAACAGCUGGAUAAAAUCCAUAUUGUGCUGGGACAAUGACAGAAAGAAAAAAUCCUGAUGAAAAUGCGAAACAGCAUUCCAAGAAUAAAAGUGCCAUGUUUGUUUCAUUUAAUCCUGAUGCUGUUUUUAUUGAUUGUAAGAUCUUUGAUUGCAUUUCGAACAAGAUAAAUCUAUGUUUAUAGUUCCACAGGUGAUAAAACUUUUUUUAUAAUCUGGCAACCCUGGUGUCUCUAUACAUAUUACCUUUUAUUUGUUUUUGGUUAGUUUUAUCCCUGAUGUAUCUUUGCUGUACUGAAAAAGUU
Messenger RNA from Neoarius graeffei (lesser salmon catfish), 5925 nucleotides. RefSeq names its product protein phosphatase Slingshot homolog 3. Gene Ontology annotation, biological process: negative regulation of actin filament polymerization; actin cytoskeleton organization; protein dephosphorylation. The record is from RefSeq and is a predicted model, not a curated record. Gene Ontology annotation, cellular component: cytoplasm. Lineage: Eukaryota; Metazoa; Chordata; Actinopteri; Siluriformes; Ariidae. The transcript has 17 exons. The coding region runs from base 183 to 2147 and encodes 654 amino acids. Gene Ontology annotation, molecular function: protein tyrosine/serine/threonine phosphatase activity; actin binding.